AUGGUUGGGUUGGGACCUAAACGCAAGCCCUCCCGCAAGGGGUCUAUGGCCGAUGUGCCAAAGAGUCUGCUUGACGAGAUCGCGAACCUGGAGAACCAAUUCACGGUCGACGCCGACAGGCUGAAGAAAGUCACCAGCCACUUCGUCACGGAGCUAGAAGCCGGGUUGGAAAAGGAAGGUGCCAACAUACCGAUGAACCCGACCUGGGUCAUGGCUUUUCCAGACGGAGACGAGCAGGGCACUUUUCUGGCUCUGGAUAUGGGCGGUACCAACCUCCGUGUGUGUGAGAUCACCCUCACCGAGGAGAAGGGGGAGUUCGACAUUAUCCAGAGCAAAUACCGCAUGCCCGAGGAACUGAAGACGGGGACGGCGGACGAACUCUGGGAAUAUAUUGCCGACUGCCUGCAGCAGUUCAUUGAGUUCCAUCAUGAGGAGGAGAACCUGCCCGACCUACCCCUUGGCUUUACCUUUUCGUAUCCAGCGACACAACAUUACAUCGACCACGGUAUUCUCCAAAGAUGGACCAAAGGGUUUGAUAUCUCGGGUGUGGAAGGAGAGGACGUUGUCCCUCAAUUCCAGGCCGCGCUGAAAGCAAGGAAUCUACCUAUCAAGCUGGUGGCUCUCAUCAAUGACACCACGGGCACCUUGAUUGCCUCAGCAUACACUGAUCAGGCUAUGAAGAUUGGUUGCAUUUUCGGCACCGGAUGCAAUGCUGCUUAUAUGGAAAACUGUGGCUCGAUACCAAAGCUGAAGCAUCUGAACCUUCCCGAUGACUGCCCCAUGGCUAUCAACUGCGAAUACGGUGCUUUUGACAACGAACACAAAGUUUUGCCCAUCACAAAGUACGACACCAUCAUUGAUGAGACCUCUCCCAGACCAGGUCAGCAGGCCUUUGAGAAAAUGAUUGCCGGUUUGUACCUGGGCGAAAUCUUCCGCCUGGUGCUUGUUGACCUCCACGAAAACAAGAAUCUGCUAUUUGAGGGUCAGGACAUCUCAAAACUGAAGAAACCCUAUACCAUCGACGCCUCGUUCCUUGCAGCGAUCGAGGAAGAUCCAUUCGAAAACUUGCAAGAGACACACGACCUGUUUGAGAAAGAGCUUCACAUCACGGCGAGCAAGCCAGAGCUGGAGUUGUGCCGGCGGCUGGCCGAGCUGAUUGGUACCCGUGCUGCACGUCUCUCGGCGUGCGGUGUGGCCGCCAUCUGCAAGAAAAAGAACAUUGAAAGCUGCCAUGUGGGCGCUGAUGGAUCGGUGUUUAACAAAUAUCCGCAUUUCAAGGCCCGUGGUGCCCAAGCCCUCCGCGAGAUCCUUGACUGGCCCAAAGGGAAGAAGGAUCCUGUGGUCAUCCUCAGUGCCGAGGACGGUAGUGGUGUCGGUGCCGCUGUUAUUGCCGCCCUCACCCUCAAACGAAUCAAAGCUGGCAACACGGUGGGAGUGAAGGAACUGGAUACUUUGAAGGCACUUGUAUAG
Exophiala dermatitidis NIH/UT8656 is the source of this 1470-nucleotide messenger RNA. RefSeq names its product hexokinase. The record is from RefSeq and is a predicted model, not a curated record. Gene Ontology annotation, cellular component: mitochondrion; cytosol. Lineage: Eukaryota; Fungi; Ascomycota; Eurotiomycetes; Chaetothyriales; Herpotrichiellaceae. Gene Ontology annotation, biological process: intracellular glucose homeostasis; glycolytic process; glucose 6-phosphate metabolic process. The transcript has 3 exons. Bases 1 to 1470 code for a protein of 489 amino acids. Gene Ontology annotation, molecular function: glucokinase activity; D-glucose binding; mannokinase activity.